AUGGGCGGCGGGCGCGCGCCGGGGCCGGGCGCCGCACCCCCCGGGUCGCUGGGGGCCCCCGGCGGCCGCGCGGGGCCUGCGGGGCCGCGGGCCGGCGCUUCCCGAGCUGCCGCCCCCGCCGCGGCCGCACACGCCAGGCUUGGGCCUGAGCUCGGGCCCGAGCCUCGCUCUCGCCGCCGCCGCCGCCGACCCCGUGCGCCGGCCUCGCGCUGCGGCCGGUUUGACACACGGCGUUCCAUCCGCGGGGCGGCGGGCGGGGGCGGGGGCAGGGGCGCGCGCCGCGGGCUGGGGGCGGGCGCUCGUUGCCCCGGCGACGGCCGCCCUUAUAAGGGCAUGGGUGGCCGUGCGCGGCGCCCGGCGCCGGCGGGAGGGGCGGGGGCGGAGCGCGGGGCCGCUCGGCUGGGCCUGACCCUUCCCCUCCCGCUCCCCCUCCGCGUCCCCGCCCCGUCCGCGCCCGCUCCAGCCUUAACCCCUGCCCGGCCGCGGCCGGACCCGGGCAGCGGCCGCCCUCAGCCUUUCCGCAGCCUCGCCCGGAUACCUUUCAAAGCCCUCCCCUCCGCCUCCUGUCUUGGAGGUUGCCUCGCUCCGUUGCCCUCUAGGCGCUGCUCGGAAGCCCCCAUUCCCGGCACAUGCAAUAACGGGGGUCCGGUUGCACCCCGGGGGAGGGGGGCAUGCCCGUAUGCAAUGCACACACUCGCGCGCUCACGCCCGGACACCCUGGGGCAUUGCACGGUUGCAAAAUGGAUUGUGUUUGCCUCCUCUUCCAAGAAGGCUUGGCCAGGCGGCCGGCUGGACUGCAGAUGUCUCUCCUCCCAGCUGCCUUCCGCCUGCAAAACCUCCCACAACCCCACCCAGGCCCUGGACCGGAGGCAGCCAGCACUUAUUAAACACCUUUUGAAUGCUCCCAGGCUGCUUCUGGCAGGAGCGGCAGGAGCCCCCAGCGCUGGGCUUGUUAACGGUUAACGUUUAACCCGCUGGAAAAGCCCUUCCUUUCACCUUUCACCUUGGAGUCCCUGAGGUCCAGUCGCCAAGCCUUUUCUCCUGCCCUGCCCUGCCCUGCCCUGCCCUGCCCUGCCCAGAGCCAGACACGAGGCCAUGUGGCUGGGCUUCUGAGGGCUGCAGAGGCAGGAAAGCAGUGCCCUCUGCCCCUGGGGACAGGCACCUCCUCUCCAGAAGACAUCCAAAGAAGCAUCCUGGGAAGGAGGGGGUUGCUUAGAAAUCUUGCAGCACUUAAAGGGUACCGAGGCCCUGGGAAGGCCAGCUCAGUCCUCCAGCUCCGGGGCUCUGGGCCUCCCAGGGUGGGCCGGGCGGGAGGAAGGUGGGGAAGGUUUCAGCAGGCACAGAGAGCAAGGACUAGGGUUAGAUGAGCAAGGACUUGCCAUGCGUCUAACGAGCGUGGACUUCUGCUCUGUGAGCCUUGCUGGGGAAGGAGGGGGCCUGGGUGGUUAGAGAGGACCCUUCGGUUCUGGGGCUGCCUGGAAGGUGGGGGUGCUGACUAGUUAUUUGGGGUGAGGACAGGGAUCCUAGUUCCCUGGCUUAGAUCUAUCUUCCAGGAUCCUUGGUGGGAGAACAGGGGGUUCAGAAAGGGAGACGUAGAAGGGAGGGAGAGAAGGACCAGGAAAGAGAAUCAGAGCGGGGCUGGGGAAGGGAGGAGGUGUGGUAGGGAGGUUUGAGAGACACGAGUCUGGGGCAGGAGGCUCAGAAGUGACUGGCUGGGGCUGGACUGGAGAGUAAGAAGAUCUGCUGCAGGUCCCAGACCCUCGAGUAGGUCCAACCCCAGGCGGCUGCCCUGCCCCCUGCCCGGUAGCUCCACUGGCCACGCACCCCCUGGGGCCCCGCCUGCAAGUGGGGGUAGCUGAGGUCCAGAUCCACCCCCCUGACCCCUGCCCGUGGCCCCGCGGUGACAUUUGACCUUGUGGCGGCUGAGGACCAGGGACAAAGAGGUCUGGGCCCAUCUGCCGCGAGGGCACCCGUGGGAACAGCCAGACCCGGCUCUGGGAGGCCUGGGAACCAGCCCCCGCCCCUCCCCCAGCGCAGACUCCUUCCCCACCCUCCACAGGUGCCCUGUCUCCUUGUGCCUCCUCCCUCACGGGCUACCAGGUGGGCCUGGGGACUAAGGUCAUUCCUGGACUCUGGGGAGGUGGGGAGAAGGACACCAAGGUUGAUAAGGUCGGCUCCUCUGCCCACCGCACAGGCGACAUUGCCCGCCUCAGUUUCCCUGCUGUCUUCCAAGCCUGCCUGGCCCAGAGAGAGUGCUCAGGGGUCUGAAGAUCAGCAGCCCCAGCACACCCCCGAGGCCUCUGUGGGUCAGGAGGACCGGGUGCAGGCCGGGCCGCUGACUCCCCCAGACCCCAGGCCUGUCUUGCCUUCCCGAGAGGCGGGCACCCACCCGACCCACCAGCACAGGUGAGGCCUGGGAAACGCCCCCGGCACCAGGCAGAGAAGGAGAACCUGGCUAAUCCCCAGUUUGGGUUUCAGCAGCCGCCCGGGAGGGGACAGCUAGCUGGUAAUCCCAGCCGGCUGGAUCCAGCCCAGCCCUCCUUUUGCAACCCCGCCCGCCCAACCCGCCUGGAAGGGCAGGGGAGUGUGGCCUAUGGAAACGAAUGCUGAUCGGAUGCCUGUUACUAACCUGGCACUGCCACCUCCCACAGCUCCCUAGCUGCCGGAAUUUACCCUCACCGAGGGCCACCCCGCUCCCAGGGCCUUGGGCUCGCAUCAGCAGCAGCUCUGAGCUCCUCGGCGCCCGCAGCAUAGACCCUGGGUUUCUGCUUCCAGGUCUUUAGGCCUUUGCCUGAGCUCCACAUGCUUUGUAUGCAAGUUCCAAGGCUGCAUCUGAUUCCUCCUCCCCCAGCCUGCACCCAGAGCAC
This is a messenger RNA of Pipistrellus kuhlii (Kuhl's pipistrelle), 2867 nucleotides long. RefSeq names its product translation initiation factor IF-2-like. Lineage: Eukaryota; Metazoa; Chordata; Mammalia; Chiroptera; Vespertilionidae. The coding region runs from base 1 to 963 and encodes 320 amino acids. The transcript is spliced from 2 exons. The record is from RefSeq and is a predicted model, not a curated record.